Molecule: messenger RNA, 812 nt
Organism: Phycomyces blakesleeanus NRRL 1555(-)
Lineage: Eukaryota; Fungi; Mucoromycota; Mucoromycetes; Mucorales; Phycomycetaceae
Exons: 2
Coding region: 1-510 (169 amino acids)
Source: RefSeq, a predicted model, not a curated record
AUGAAUUAUGUCGUUCAAAAUAUGCGCUCCAUCAUCGCAAUUUCCCUCACUCUCCUUGCUCUCGCUUCCUCGAUCCACGCAUCACCUAAUGUAGCUGUUAACAUUGGCUCAGGACACAACAGCGACAGUGACAGCGCCGUACUUGUAAAAGAAAAGGUCCGCAAUGAUGUCUGGAACGAGGCUCCUCGUAUCAACAAUGAUUGGUCAGACAACAGACACCAGCGCAAUGGUGAGUACAACCAAGGUGGACGUGACUACGACCGUGGAUGGGGUAAUGACUACGGUUACGGAGGUGGAUCCCGCGGUCACGGAAGAUAUAAGCGUGAGGCUGAUAAGCCCAAGAAAGUCUGGGAUGGUGUCGUUCACGAAAAUUACGAGGAAUGGAAGAAGCAACAGCAGCAGCAAGAACAACAGGAGCAACAGGGACAGCAACAACAACAGAAGCGCGGCAUUCACAAGCGUGGACAGAACAAGAUGGCAGCCAAGGCUAGAAGGGCAGCCAAGAACUAAGUUUCUCAAAUCGUUUAAAUAGUUUUAUAUACACAUACACACAUAUAUAUAUCUAUACCGAUCUUAGAGAUACUGUAGCCCUUCUUAUUCCUCUUUAUCGUUUCUUUUUUAUUUUUUUCUUCUUUUUUCUUGAUACCAAGGUAUUAUCGCUGAUUUUUAUAUUUUUGUAAGAAUCGAUAAUAUUUAAUACAAAUGUUAUUGAUUUUUGUCUCUUAAACCUUUUCAUAUUUGUUAAUUAUUGACAGCUAUAUAUUCAUCAAUAAUGAUAACGGUAAUAAUAAAUUGUGUUGAAAUAACCAAAG